This is a messenger RNA of Bemisia tabaci, 668 nucleotides long. RefSeq names its product mitochondrial ribosomal protein S16 (gene mRpS16). Gene Ontology annotation, biological process: mitochondrial translation. NCBI's taxonomy places the organism in Eukaryota, Metazoa, Arthropoda, Insecta, Hemiptera, Aleyrodidae. Gene Ontology annotation, cellular component: ribosome; mitochondrial small ribosomal subunit. Gene Ontology annotation, molecular function: structural constituent of ribosome. The record is from RefSeq and is a predicted model, not a curated record.
UAUUUAUUUUUGUUUUCAUGUCCUUCCUUCCUCCGGUACCGAAGGAUACAGUUGUUAUGUAUUUCUAACAAUCACGCCGAAAGAAUCCAAUUAAAGUUGAUAAUUUUCGUGUGUUUAGUACUCUCAAGGUCAAUAAAUUAUGGUCAGAAAAUGGGUGAAUAAAUUAUUGCCAGCAGCUGGUGGUGGAGUAAACAUUCCGACAAUUCAAAAAUCCAUCCGCCUUGCUCUGAAGGGAUGUACGAACAGACCGUUUUUUCACAUCAACGUGCACACCAAAACAGACAGAAUGAAACAGCAACCAAUAGAGCAACUUGGAAGCUAUGAUCCAAUGCCGAACAUGUUCAACGAGAAACUAGUUUCCAUCAACUAUGAUCGUGUCAAGUACUGGAUAGCUGAUGGUGGUCGAACGUCCAGGCCUGCUGCGGAAUUAUUUGGGUUAGCUGGUUUCUUCCCUGUUCAUCCCAGAACGUACAUGACGGCUUGGAGAAGGCGCAAAUCGUUAAUUAAAUUGUAUGAGCAAAGUUUGAAAGCAAAAGAGACGCAACCAGAAGAAAAAGAGGAAAAGUCCUAAAGGAGCAGAAGUUAUUGUUUUAUAUGGUAAGGUAAUAGUUUGAAUAUAGUUUUUGUUCUAUUUUGUCUGUAAAUAUAUCUUUGUUUUUUUAUUCCAA